Molecule: messenger RNA, 6914 nt
Organism: Egretta garzetta (little egret)
Lineage: Eukaryota; Metazoa; Chordata; Aves; Pelecaniformes; Ardeidae
Gene: FER
Product: FER tyrosine kinase
Exons: 20
Coding region: 240-2708 (822 amino acids)
Biological process (GO): peptidyl-tyrosine phosphorylation; chemotaxis; regulation of actin filament polymerization
Molecular function (GO): non-membrane spanning protein tyrosine kinase activity; ATP binding
Source: RefSeq, a predicted model, not a curated record
GAGUCCCCAGAAAAUAGAAGCAUAUUUCAGACAGUGAAAAUCAGAACAAGUAGCUGCUGACGUAAAGAGAAGUGUACUAAGGAUCACUUUGUGAGGAAAAUUUUUUAAGAGCAGCUGUCAAUUCAUCUGUGCACACUAAGCAGGGAGACAGCGAACUUGGAAAAAUACCUGUCUGUAUUGGUGCCAGAUGUGGUGAAGAGCCUGUAUUUUCCCCUGUGUGGUAUAUAGUGCCUUAAAAAAUGGGGUUUGGAGGUGACCUGAAGUAUUCCCAUGAUGCUUUAUUAAAACUGCAAGACUGGGAACUACGACUGCUGGAAACAGUGAAGAAAUUUAUGGUAAUGCGAGUGAAAAGUGAUAAGGAGUAUGCUUCCACUUUACAGAAUCUUUGUAAUCAAGUAGAUAAAGAGAGCACUUGUCAACUGGAUUAUAUCAGCAAUGUGUCCAAGUCUUGGUUGCUGGUGGUACAGCAAACAGAACAGCUGAGCAAAAUAAUGAAGACGCAUGCAGAGGAUCUUAAUUCUGGGCCUUUGCAUAGGCUUACAAUGAUGAUCAAAGAUAAGCAGCAAGUUAAGAAGAGUUACGUAGGUGUUCAUCAACAAAUUGAAGCAGAGAUGUACAAGGUCACAAAGACAGAACUAGAGAAACUAAAAUCUAGCUAUAGACAACUAAUAAAAGAAGUAAAUUCUGCCAAAGAAAAAUAUAAAGAAGCUGUGGCUAAAGGAAAGGAGACUGAGAAAGCCAAAGAUCGGUGCGAUAAAGCCACUAUGAAGCUUCAUAUGUUACAUAAUCAGUAUGUGUUGGCUCUGAAAGGAGCACAGCUACAUCAGCACCAGUAUUAUGACACUACACUUCCUCUGUUACUUGAUUCACUACAGAAGAUGCAAGAAGAAAUGAUUAAAGCCCUAAAAGGAAUCUUGGAUGAGUAUAGCCAGAUCACCAGUCUUGUAACAGAAGAGAUUGUGAAUGUCCAUAAAGAGAUCCAGACCUCGGUUGAACAGAUAGACCCUAACUCUGAGUAUAAUGACUUCAUAGAUACUCACAGGUCAUCAGAAGUUGUUGAACAAGAAAUAGAGUUUGAUACAUCUUUACUAGAAGAAAAUGAAAACCUUCAAGCUAAUGAGAUCAUGUGGAAUAAUCUAACAGCAGAAAGUUUGCAAGUCACGUUAAAAACAGUAAUAGAAGAACUGAUUCAGACCCAGCAAACCCUUUUGAGCAAAGAGGAACUUGUGUUGGAACUAGAGAAAAAAAUAGAAGAGUCCUCUAAGACUUGUGAAAAGAAGUCUGAUAUUGUACUCUUGCUGAGCCAAAAGCAAGCGCUGGAAGAACUCAAGCAAACAGUUCAGCAAUUAAAAUGUUCUGAGGCAAAAUUUGCAGCCCAGAAAGAACUACUGGAACAAAAGGUUCAGGAGAAUGAUGGGAAAGAGCCACCACCUGUAGUGAAUUAUGAAGAAGAUGCCAGAUCAGUCACUUCUAUGGACAAGAAGGACAAAGUCUCAAGAUUUGACACUAUACGUCAUUCCAUAGCUGGAAUUAUAAGGUCUCCAAAAUCCAUGUUGGGGUCAUCGUCGUUCUUUGAUGUAAUAUCAACCACUGAGAAACCAUUGGCUGAGCAAGACUGGUAUCAUGGUGCAAUUCCAAGAAUAGAAGCCCAGGAGCUGUUAAAACAGCAAGGAGACUUCUUGGUGCGAGAGAGCCACGGGAAACCUGGUGAAUAUGUCCUUUCUGUGUUUUCAGAUGGACAACGGAGGCACUUUAUCAUACAAUAUGCUGAUAAUCAAUAUCGCUUUGAAGGAACUGGGUUUCCAACUAUUCCUCAGCUUAUAGAACACCAUUACACAACAAAGCAAGUUAUUACAAAGAAAUCAGGUGUUGUUCUGCUGAAUCCUGUUGUUAAGGAUAAGAAAUGGGUUCUUAAUCAUGAAGAUGUCACACUAGGAGAAUUACUGGGGAAAGGUAAUUUUGGUGAGGUGUAUAAGGGAACAUUAAAGGAUAAAACUCCUGUUGCUGUAAAAACUUGUAAAGAAGAUCUUCCUCAGGAACUGAAAAUAAAAUUUCUCUCAGAAGCCAGAAUACUCAAACAGUAUGAUCAUCCUAAUAUUGUAAAACUUAUAGGAGUUUGCACCCAACGACAACCUAUUUACAUUGUUAUGGAACUUGUUCCAGGUGGUGAUUUCCUGUCCUUUUUAAGAAAAAAGAAGGAUGAGCUAAAAACCAAACAGUUGGUGAAAUUUUCAUUAGAUGCUGCUUCUGGUAUGGCAUAUCUUGAAUCUAAAAAUUGUAUACAUAGAGACCUGGCUGCAAGGAACUGCUUGGUAGGUGAAAGCAACAUUUUGAAAAUAAGUGAUUUUGGAAUGUCCCGGCAAGAGGAUGAUGGCGUGUACUCAUCGUCAGGCCUAAAGCAGAUUCCUAUCAAGUGGACUGCUCCAGAAGCUCUCAACUAUGGGAGAUACACAUCUGAGAGUGAUGUAUGGAGCUUUGGAAUCCUUCUGUGGGAGACCUUCAGUUUAGGAGUAUGUCCGUACCCUGGAAUGACCAACCAACAAGCACGAGAACAAGUCGAGAAAGGCUACCGAAUGUCAGCACCACAAAAGUGUCCAGAAGAAAUAUAUAAAAUAAUGCAGAGGUGCUGGGACUACAAACCAGAAAACCGGCCAAAAUUCAGUGAGAUUCAGAAAGAGCUGUCUUCAAUCAAAAAGAAAGUGACAUAGUGACAAGCAAGUGCCAAAUUCAAUGUAUGGGACUUUAUUUUCCAGUGAAGUAAUUUUUUCCCCUCAAACACUAUGCGUUUAUACAACAUUAUUUGCAAUAUUCUUCUAGGAUUACUUUGAAAUUAACUGGUUUUUUAUAUACAUGUUUACCAUCUUGAAUGAUGUCUACACCUGCAUUAAAGACAUAUACUGCAGAAUGCUAUAUAUCCAGUCACAGUAAUAUUGUCAUUUAGGUUAUAUGUAAAUAGAAAAGCACAUUAAUUAAGGGACUGUGGCUUCUAUCUGUUUUACAGCAAGUAACUGCUAGUGACAUUUUUCAGAGGUUUUCUACUUCAAGCUACGUUCUCACUCUGCUGUCCCUGCCCCAAAUAUCAACACCAGCAGCACUCUAAUGUGGUGACUGUCGUACAUGUUGCCCUUAAAACUGAAUAGAGUUUUGACAAGUGUUUCAACUAGAAAAUUUUAUAUGUUUUGAAUUAUUUCUGCAACUGGUAUUUUGUUUUAAGGAUGAAGGUCAGUUAGAUUCUGGAUGCAAAUGUGCUUACUGAACAGUGAAAUCCAGAAUUUUCUUUUGUAGAAAAUUUAGUUGCUUGUGCAUUUCUUACCAUACUGUAGUAAAUACUUUUGACUUUUGAUGUGAUUUACUUAAGCCAUGCCUUUUCUUGCUACAAAGCCAUCAGAAUUAAGUAAUAUCUCCUUUACAAUGACGUAUGUUUAUUUAAGAAAGAAAAAAUCCAGUAUCAAGUCUUGACUACACAUGUUAAGAAAUACUGCAAAUCAUCUGCAUUCCAAAAAGCAGUAGGCCAACAGAAAGAGGUUUACUAAUGAUAGCAGCAGAUAACAAAUAUCACGGAUCUUAGAGGAGGAAAGAAUGAGAAUUCCUAGAUUCACUUUUAAUCCUGAUUUUUUUUCCCUUAAAUUGGUAAUAAUUCCCAGAAUGCAGCUGGAGCCUAGAAAAGUUUAUGCUAAACAAAAGUACAUCCCAUGCAUAGCGUCCAAAGGAAAAUACUACUUCUGUAUGGCAUAAGGAAAUUGUUCAAGAAACCAAAAUAAAGAAGUAUGUUUAAAGCCUCUGACAGGCUGAGCAAGGCAGAGUAGAAAUACUAACUGUCUAACUUUUUUAAAUCAUUGCAAUCAGAUUUCAAAAGACUGGGGACACGCAAGUUUUAAAUGCCACCAGGAAUAAAAACCUUGUCUAUAUUUAAAAAAAAAAAAAAAAUCCACCAGAAAGAAUACUAGCUAGGGGAGGGAGGAAAGGAAUAGUUUGUUAGUCUGGCUCUGGUCCUCUUUGCGGCUGGAAUUAUUUUCUAGAGCCCUACAUAGAAAUAGGAACAAGUUACAUUAUGCUGGUCUGAGUUCCAGAGUUAAGGUGCUUAAAAUUUUUCUAAGAAUUAACUAAAAUUUUUCAGAUUAAGGGAUGCCAGUUGCUGCCAAUGCAAGUAAGAAGCAGGAACUGUAAGUAACACAGCAUCUGGAAUGUUAAUUAGCCCUAUAUUUUAUUGUUACAGUGGGAUUGAGAUGUAGUGAAGUCAGUGGCUACAUUACACUUUUAUUAAGGUGACUUUUCUAUUGUCCACAACGUUUUUGCUCUCUGAAGUGUAUUUAUAGUAGUAGUGAGUGGUAAAGUUUAAGGGCUAUCUGUGACCAAAAUAUGUGUAGCCUAGAAGAGUUUGUCUGUUGCAUUCGAGUUGGCAUCCAAAUAAAACAAUGAAUGAUCUGCUGGAGCACACCAUCUGUAUUUGAGCUGGAGCUGUCAGCAUCCAAGUAUAAGGAAUGGUGAGUGCUUCUUGCAUUUCUAAACUAAUUUUUUUUCUUGGAGCUAAGGAAGCAUAUACAUACCCAUAAAGGUAUAGUACUUGGAGAACUUGGUGGCAUAAAUUUAAACUUCCUUAUAAGCAUACUGGAUAUAUUUACUUAGUUCUGUACUUCCAAGUAGCCCAAAGAUAUUUUCCAAGAGAAAUGGGAAACAUUCUUGUUAGCUUGUAUGCUUUUAAGUAGUACACAAAGUUUGUGCCUUAAUUUGCUAGUAUGCUAAUGCGAGUGCAAGUGUACUGAGAUUUAAGGAGUGUUCCACAAUCAUUUUGAAAAAUCUAAGAUUCACCCAAUUGCAUCACUGUCCUUAUAUAUGCAUCACUAAAGUCCGCAAGUAAGGAUGACGGUGUCUCCUCUGUCAGCAUUCAUUGUUUCUCUGGAGAGUUAAUCUUUUUCUGCUAUGAAAGAGAUGAACUCUUUCUUUGCUAUAUGCCAUCUUGAUAGCAAAGAAAUACUGUUUUAUUUUUAUAAAAUAAAAUGCUGCUUUAUUUGUCUUAACCAGUCACCAUCCUGAUUCUCAUGGAAAGAUAAAAAUUGUACUCAUAUUUUAUUCUGAAGUAGUUAACAUUUGUAAUUCAUAUCACACUUCUGUUUAAAUUUAAAGACUUUUUAAAAUGUGAUUUCUACAAUAGCGAGAAAAUUUAUUAUUAAUCCCUGAAGUAGGCAUCAGUUCAAAAAUGGUAACUCUGGUAAGAAUACCAGAAUGAGUUUAUAGGUAUAGAAUAAAUUUAAACACAGGUACAUGUCUCGUCAGCUAUUUAAACUGUUUUCUUAUGGUUAAUUUGAUAGUUUGUGGCAGAAUUUGUUCAUCAUGUCUUACUUGUAAUUAUUGCAGUUAUACAAUAUAGGAAGUGGAAUCCAUGCCUAUAGAUACUGUUUUUAAGUUUCUGUAAACUUCUCACAGGGGAGUUCACAAACAAAUCUACCAUACAGUGAUAUUUAAAAGAAAGAUGUGGUAUUCAAGAACCAAAGCUGCCAUAUGUGCUUUCUGUGGACUUUUGAUGACUUAGUCUUGCAUUAUUCAUCAGUUAGCCAGAUACUGGUCAUCUGGCUCGUAUACUGUGUUUAUCCUGGAGAACCUACAUAAAAGUUGAGACUCGGUCUCGUUUGCAAGUGUAGUUUCAGGUAGGUUCUUACACUGGCAGUGUCGCAACCAGGGGAAGCCUGAGGGAAUCCUGAUUUUUUUUAUGCUGUUAAAUGGGAGAAACUCUGAAUACUGUUAAGGGUCAAGUAGAAAUACAUCAGCCUGUUACAUGAGAUGGACUUCAACAGAUUAUCUGUUACUUUCAUCUUUGUCCAAGGAAUUACAUUUAUCAUGUUAAGAAAGAUUGUUUGGAGGGCAAAAGUUUUUGUUUGUUUGUUUUCAGUAGAAAUUAAGCACACAUGUUAGCUUCAGAGUUCAGUCAUCAGUGAAAUUAUGAGGAUUCCUAAGCAUUUCAAUUUUCUGGAAAGUAAAACAGUGAAAAGUGUCUUGUUUGAAAACAAACCUUGCUUCAGCAAAGUGUGACCUUGUAGAGUCAGUGUCCCACCAAGACAUUCUCUUUGAAUUGUACAUUUUCAUUAGUUUUGAGUGAAACAAUGAAAUUUUUUUUUUAUUUAGCAACUGCAGUUAUGUGCAUUUCUUCUUAACAAAAAUUUGCCUUUUUUCAGAGUUGCUUAAUAUUUUUAUUGGAAGUUACUACUGGAGCAUGCAUCACCAAAAGGCUAUCAAUAAGAACUGCAGUUUGUAAAGUAAGCCUGAUCUUACUGAUGAGAAACAGAAAAUUGUUUAAGAAAAUAUUAAGUUAUUCAUACUUAAGUAUUUUUUGAUCCGUGUCUUUCACUACCUGUUAUGCUUACUCAAAUCCUACAAGCACAUCACUAAAACCAUGGUUAUCCAUGUUAUCUCUUAGAACUAUUUUGUUAUCCCUUUUGCACCCAUUGUAAAGAUACUAAAGAAAAAAUAAAACCACUUUCCUGAGGUCACAGAGUAGCAACUCUCAGAAACAGUCAGAAAUGUCUCCCCCUCCCCAGUUUUCCCAGAUGUGCUGCUGCAUGGAUAUAAACAAUAGUGAUUAACUACUACCCCUGUUUCCAUUAUUCUUGCUGUCAUGUCCUUUAAAUGACAGUGCCACUGAUGCACUUGAAACAGUGAAAUAUUUGAAGGGAUGAGUUAGUGGGUAAAUAGCGUCAUCAAACGUGGUAUUCAAGAGCAGUAGUUCUGAAAAUGGCUGGUUGUCACAAGUAACGAUAACUCAUUGGAAAGAUGGAAUAAAAAGAAAGAGGCUAAUUGAGAGUCCACUUUCUGUAACAGCUGUCCUGUUUGUAGGCAGUAGAAAUGUUAUGUCAGUGUACUUGGAUUUGUAAGAUUUUUAUGACUGAGCAUAAAAUAAUUUGCUAUUAAAAGAAGAGUUC